AUUGCUUUCUUUGUAAUCUAGUGGUUGAAUAGACGUUUGUUUUGAAGAACCAGAAAAUGGUCUCCUUCAGCUUGAUGUCAGUAGGGGCCAGCCUCCUGAGCAAGCCGCUGGGUUUCCUCACAGGCGUCUCCGUUUUCAGGAUCUCCGCCGCGGUACCUGCGAUUAAAAGUUUCAGCAGCACAUCGGACGGUCCGCCGAAGAGGCCCAAGACCAGCUACCUGCAUUUCACGCAGCAGCAGUGGCCGGUCGUCUCCCGGCAGUAUCCAGAUGUGAAAAUUGUUGAUUUAAGUCGAAAGAUCGCACAGCAAUGGAGGGAGUUGACACCCGAGCAGAAAAAGCCCUUCGAGGAGGCGUCAGCUGUCGCCAGGAAGCAGUAUAAUGCUGAGAUGGAGAGGUACAAGGCCCAGCUCAGUCCAUCUCAGGCCGCUGCGCUAAAGGAAGCCUGGAGAGUGAAAAUGGCAAAGAGGAAAGCUGUCCGCAAGAGGAAGGAGUUAAAAAGCCUGGGUAAGCCCAAAAGGCCCAAGACCGGCCUCUUCAUCUUCAUAGCGGCAAAAUACGCAGAAACCAAGGGAGCCACAAUGCUGACUAAGACAAAGACAUUAAUGGAGGAAUGGAAGAAGCUGAAUACCACACAGAAAGAGGUAUACUUGCAGCAAGCUGAGGAUGAGAAAAUUCGCUACAAAAACGAAAUGAAGGCGUGGGAGGAGCACAUGCGAGAGAUCGGAAGGGAGGACCUGAUCCGGGGGUCCGUCAGCCGCGCGAAGAAGACGGCGUCCGCCAAGAGGCCGAAGAAGAAAUCCAGAGUGAAAACUGUCAGGACUACGGGGACUGUAAGAACAGCAGGUGCUAAGACUGCAGCCACCUCCAUCGCCAGCAAGACGGCGAGGAAAGGUAAAGCUGAAGAGUGACGUCACAGGGGGACAUUUUCGGUCCAGAAAGAAAGGUUCCACCCUGAAUAAAACCACUCUGCAACGAUGUGCUCCUGAGUGUUAGCAUGCCUGGCUACAUGGCAUCUUCACUUUAUCUCAACCCAUUUGAACCAGUGUCAUAACGGAUCAGUACACCUGAUGCAGAUUUGUAAAUAAUGGCAAAUGAAGACUUUUUUUUUUCUUGUACUUCCAGUUGUCAAAAAUGCUACAACACAGUAUUGUGUAAAAUGCGUUCUCUAUUGACAUAACCAGUAUAAAAAAAAAAAAAAAAAACUAAUUUAGUAGGUAAAUACAUUUAGUAUGUGUUUGCGGUUAAAACGUCACAUUUUUCACGUCUUUCAACGAUUUAAUAAAUAACUAUUUUCUACUGAAUGCUUUUCACACAAAUAUUCCCAAACACAAUACAUUUUUUGCUACUUUUUGUAAAUGGCUAGUUGUGUAGGUAUCUAGUACAGGUAACCUGCUGACUUCUACAAACUGUGACACCGCUGCAUGCCUAUCCGUUCCCUGGGCAUGCGGCAGAGGAGCGCGCGACGUCCUGCAAAAGCAGCUCAAAGUCCGGAGAGCACACCAACUUGUGCUUCACGUUUCCCAGGACACUCAUUUCCCCGGUGAGGCCUUCGGAUAAGCGGACAGACACAAGUUGCUGCAAAAAUGCCAGAAAGAUGUCAGAUUCUAAGCUUUACUAUAAUAAAACUUUAUUGUGCA
Molecule: messenger RNA, 1637 nt
Organism: Brienomyrus brachyistius
Lineage: Eukaryota; Metazoa; Chordata; Actinopteri; Osteoglossiformes; Mormyridae
Product: transcription factor A, mitochondrial-like
Exons: 7
Coding region: 57-908 (283 amino acids)
Source: RefSeq, a predicted model, not a curated record